AUGGCGUACAAUGCUUCUUACCUUUCCUCCCCCGAUACGCCCUCAACAGUGUUCCCCGAACGGCUGAUUCGGCCCCUACCCAAACGGUCGAUCAAAAGUCGACUGUCUCAAGACGCUGUUGAGGCCAUCACCUACCCUCCUACGCUACCGUCGACAAGUCUACCGACGUAUACUCACUACGGGGAAAAUGGAGAAUAUUCGAGUGACAAGGAAAUUCUCGUUCACCACCACAGUGAUGGGUACGAACAUGAUCAUGAUCACGACCAUGAUCACGACCAUGAUGAUGACGACCAUGACGACCAUGACUGUCCUCAUCAUCACCAUCAUUGUCACCAUGACGACUAUGAGGAUGAUUUAGAUGAUCUUGAAGGUAUGGUCCCUGUGACCCAGUACUUUGUUAAUUCACCACGGUCUCCCCAAACACCACACCAUGCAAGAUAUUCGACGAAGAGUGGUAUCUCUGGGCCUGAUGGAUAUGAAGCAUUCGAAAAUACGAACAACAAAAAGAAGAGAAAAAUCCCCACGUCUGGAAGUUUGAGUCUACACCACUCAGCCAUGACCAACGACCUCGCGCAUCUGAGUCUUAGUGGCAGCAGGGAUGGUUCAGUCGAUGAUUCUUACCAUACGACAAAGCAUUCAGGGGGCAGUCCUGGUCUUGGGGUCCAAGGUGCUGGCAGAGGUCGCGGCAGCAGGAAGCUUCCAGGCCGCAAUCCACUGGGUGUUUCGGUGAAUGGCUCCAACGUACGGAAUGGUCCGUCCAAGUACGACCUGAAUAUGAGCGCCAACGCAAAAGCCGAGGACUCGAAAGAUCAAGGAAUCAUCUCUGCCGCGAUUGCCAAUGCCACUGCACUCUUGCGCAAGCCACUGAGCAAAGGACAGGAAAACGUGGGCGUCCUGGACCAACAGGUCAAACAGGCACACACCAAUUCACAGUUUACUUUCACCUGCGAGACGGAGGCUAAAGGGGUGACCUUCCCCGAACAGAGUUUGUACUCUCCUGGGUACAACCAGCGUAAUAACCCAACUCCUGCCUCUCAAACAGCAGGCUACCAGAGAGGAGCCGCAAAUGCGGCCACAGUCCCCAGUGCACCUCCCCGGGGUACUCAAUCGGCUCCAGCUGCACCCGCGGUGGCAGGGGCCUCCAACUCGCAGGGGAAGAAGCCACGGAGACGGAAAGGUGACGUGUACGCUCUGGCUGCUCGGCAGAGAAAGCUCCAACAAGAGUACAAUAACUUGCAGCAUCCACCGGCCCCGGAGGACCUAUGGAUCUGUGAGUUCUGCGAGUAUGAGAGCAUAUUCGGCGAGCCACCGCAUGCUCUGAUUCGUCAGUACGAGAUCAAGGACCGCAAAGAACGGCGUCGGCAAGCUGAAAAGAGACGGCUGUUGGAAAAGGCCAAACUCAAGGGACGAAAAGGUCGGAAGCAGAGCAAGCAUGCGGCCAAAGCAGCCAAUCAUGCGACAGGCGCAUCCCAUCAGCAAGCAUACGACGAUCAACCAUUAGACCAACUUGGGGAUGAUGAUUUGGAUUAUGGCUACGACGAUGACCCAGUUCCGAUGCCCGCACCGACGCCUCAAGGGGUGGGUAAGCAACCGGCACCGUCAACACCGAUUACGAAAACAGACAAGGCUGGAGGGGGAACCGGAGGAGGCGGAGGGGCACGUUGA
Capronia epimyces CBS 606.96 is the source of this 1665-nucleotide messenger RNA. RefSeq lists its product as uncharacterized. NCBI's taxonomy places the organism in Eukaryota, Fungi, Ascomycota, Eurotiomycetes, Chaetothyriales, Herpotrichiellaceae. The transcript is spliced from 3 exons. Bases 1 to 1665 code for a protein of 554 amino acids. The record is from RefSeq and is a predicted model, not a curated record.